Messenger RNA from Chrysoperla carnea, 743 nucleotides. RefSeq lists its product as uncharacterized. The transcript has 2 exons. Lineage: Eukaryota; Metazoa; Arthropoda; Insecta; Neuroptera; Chrysopidae. The record is from RefSeq and is a predicted model, not a curated record. Bases 113 to 709 code for a protein of 198 amino acids.
AAAAAAUUUAGUAUAAAUAUUCAGCGAUUCAGAUGCUAGGAUAUCAAAUUACAACUAGUCAUUUAACAAAGUAGUUCAACUGCUUAAAACAAUAACAAGUAAUUAAAGAAAAAUGUACGUAAAAACAAUUAUCUUCACUCUGGCAACAUUAUGCGUUGCAGUAUGGACAUACCCAAUGAAUUUCGAAGAUGAAAUAGGACCUGACAAUUAUUACGAAAAAACUCCAUACGAAUUGACACGAGUUCGUCGUUCUCCAUUUGGAGCUUUUGGAUUUAGAAAUAAUUUCCCAACUGGUGGCUAUUCACAAACAGCUGGUUUUGGACAAGGACCAUAUAGUGCUUCAGUUUCACAAGAUUUUAAUAGUCGUGGUUUUGGUGGUCCACAAACAUUCAAUGCUGGAGCUAAUUUUGCUAAUCCAGAUACAUUAAGUGGUGUAAAUUUUGGAUUAAGUAAAACACCAUCUUUUGCUGGAAGCGCUACCGCUGGAGGUUCAAUUAACUUACAUCAUACACCAACUAGUAAUAUUAAUGCUGUGGUACAACAUACUCAACAUUACGAUAAAGAUUGGACUCGUGUUGGACAAUCAAAUUUUGCUGGACUUCAAUAUCAAAAUAAGGAUACAAGUGUUGGUGUAGGUGCUACACGUGUUGAACCUGUUUAUGGGAAAGGGGAAACACAAUAUGGAAUCACUCUAGAAAAGAAAAUCUAAAUUUUCAAAUUACCAAUAUUUAUAUUUAAUUUAU